Phoenix dactylifera (date palm) is the source of this 628-nucleotide messenger RNA. RefSeq lists its product as uncharacterized. Lineage: Eukaryota; Viridiplantae; Streptophyta; Magnoliopsida; Arecales; Arecaceae. The record is from RefSeq and is a predicted model, not a curated record.
CUCUUUAUCUAUAAAUUCCCCUCCCCGUCCCCCACCAAAGCCUCUUAGCCAAAGACCAAUGGAAGAACUCCAGGAGGCUGAUGUUUGGUGGCCCGACGGCGGCGACGACGACGGCACCGUCUUGAAGAAGCAACCAUCCACCGGCCGGCAGCAAGCUCGACGGAAGGAGUCGGCUCCGGUCGACAUCCCCAAGGCCAGAGUUGCCGGUGCAAGUCGUUCGUGGGCGCCGCGGUGCAGCUUCCACGGUUCUUACAACAACAGCGUGCAUGGAGAUUAUAAUGAUGAUGAUGAUGAUGAUUUCGGCAACAACAGCAGCGAUGAGAGGAUUCAUCCUCACGUCAUCGUGGCUCGAAGAACAUCGGACAGGAUGGCGUUCUCGGUGUGCGUCGGCAAAGGCAGGACGCUCAAGGGACGGGAUCUUUACCGAGUCAGGAACGCCGUUCUCCGGAUGACCGGGUUCCUCGAGAGAGAACAUUAGCAUAAAUCCAAACAGUAUACAAGAGAACUUUGUACUAUAUUCAUUAAUUUUUCCUUGCUUAUACUAUCGAUAUGUGGAAUGGUUCUAAGUCAACAUUGGCAUCCAUUUAUUAUUAGUAGUAUUAAUCACUGCAAUUAUGUGUUGUUUAGA